Messenger RNA from Frieseomelitta varia, 2850 nucleotides. RefSeq lists its product as uncharacterized. The coding region runs from base 529 to 2310 and encodes 593 amino acids. NCBI's taxonomy places the organism in Eukaryota, Metazoa, Arthropoda, Insecta, Hymenoptera, Apidae. The transcript has 3 exons. The record is from RefSeq and is a predicted model, not a curated record.
GACGCGCUUCGGACAAGUCUGUGCGAAUUGUAGGUAAAGUUAAUCGCAAAAGAUCGGGAUUGUACGAAAUUUCGCGUUGUAGUACUGUACUACUUUUCUCUACGUUCUAACCUAAUUUAUCGUAACGUGUGGUGUAAAGUAUUCCGAACACGGUGACGAGCUCAAGUCGAGUUAACCAAACAUGCAUUCGUUCCGUUCAUACGCGACAUACGUGCGCGAUGAUAAAAAUGACGAUGAUACUGCAUGGGGGAAGACAUCGUGUUAUAAUCAGAUGAUGAACGUUAUUUCUUUUUCGUAACAGACGUACGAAACGUGAAACGUCAGUCGUAAACAGUCUCUCGAGAAGGAAGUGCGUGUAUGUGUACGUGAGGAAGAAACGAGUCGUUUUUAGACAUUUUUCACCAAGGAACCUGCCAGAGUAGUUUCAAGACAGCGAUGCGGCGCAGAAGCAUCGGGGAUCCGCUUGGUGAGUGGAGCCGGGGCCAGAUAGGCAGCCUGUCCCGAUCGAUACGCGGCUAGUCGAUCAGCAUGAAGCUGCAAAACUUGAGCGGCGGUGGGUCCAGGUGCGCCAGACGCGCUCUGCUGUUCGUGUUCGCUUGGGGCCUGCUGAUGAUCGCGGCGGUGCAGUUUCAUCACAUGGAGAACAGCCUGAGGGAGACGCCGACGGCCGAGGAGUCGUCCAACGAGUUCCUCCUCGACGACAUUUACCGUCGACGCGAGCUGAUGAAGAAUCGCGGCUCCUCCAGCCUCGGCCUCUCCAGAUACCUGUUGCAGAGAUCCUCCGCGGACUCGAGUUUCUCGAAUUCCGGCGGCUCCAGCCUUCUCACCACCCUGACCACCAUGUCCAACAACCCGACGAGGAAUCCGCUGGCGUUGGAACCGUUGCUGGACAAGAGGCCGGCGAAAACGGAGGAGGAGCUGAUCGAGGAGAUCGAACAGAGGAUACCCAGCCUGCCUUUGGCCUACUGGAACAAGAACAGCAAAUACUCCGGGGGCCAGGCGAAGGUCAAGGGGAACUAUAGCUGUUCGAACCUCAAGUAUCCAUCCAUCUACGACAUAGAGUUCAACAACGUUUACUGGCAAACGAUGCAGACGAGCAACGGCACGUUCCAGCUGUUCGGUGCCUAUUACGACCGUCGAAAGUUGUCCAGGAUUGGUCCAGCGGUUCGGAUCGUCGGGAUGAUCGACAGGAUCGAGCCGAUCGUGAAGACUCACUGCCAGCUGUGGUACGACGGGCAAAGGGAGCCGGUUGUCGUCGAGACCCUCGAGUACAAGUACAUCUGGUAUCCGAAAUGGGGUAACUACAAACAGGGGAUCUAUCAGCCGUACGUGAUUGCCUGCAAGAUCCCUCAGUCCCACUGGUCCAAGGGCCCUCCCGCCUCGGUGUCCAUGGUGGAGAAGAGCUGCGACACACCCAGCAACAAUCUACGUGUCAUAUACAACAAGCCGGAACGCAAGAAGGACUUCGCCGUGUGCGUGAAGGGUCUGGACUUCCUUCACGAGGAUCUGUCCGUGAGACUGGUCGAGUGGAUAGAGCUGAUCAGUCUGCUGGGCGCGGACAAGAUCUUCUUCUACCAGCUACAGGUUCAUCCGAACGUGACGAAGAUUUUAGACCACUAUCAGAGGUUAGGGAUGGUCCACGUGACUCCUCUGACACUGCCCGGCGGGCAACCGAACGUCCCUGCCUUUCAACACAUGUAUCUGACCAAGAAGACCAAUCACAAGAGGCAGAACGAACUGAUCCCUUACAACGACUGCCUGUACAAGCACAUGUACGAGUACGAGUACAUCGCGCUGCUGGACGUGGACGAGGUGAUCAUGCCGGUGAAAGACGCCACGUGGCAGGAUCUGAUGAAGAGGGUGAUGGAGAAAGCGCUGAAGAUUAGGAACGAGACCAGGGCCUCGUACAACGUGAGGAACGUGUACUUUCUGGAUGAUCUGCUGCACUCGCACGGGUUCUUCAAAGACAUACCAAAGUACAUGCACAUGCUGCAGCACGUCUACCGUUCCCAAAACUUCACGAAACCCAAUCAGUACAUCAAGUGUUUCCACAAUCCGGAGAGGGUGGUGACCCUGCACAAUCACUUCCCAUUGGCCUGCCUGGGCGCCGGAUGCACCAGUUACCCAAUACAGACCGAGGACGCUCAGCUCCAGCAUUACAGAGCCGACUGCGUGAAAUCGUUGAAGAAGACUUGCGUCCAGUAUCGCGAGAACAGCGUGUUGGACACCACGAUAUGGCGGUAUAAGGACCAAUUGGUCGAGAGAGUCACCAGGACGUUGGAGGCUCUUGGUUUCUUCGGGCCGAGCUAGCGAGAGUCAGAAGACUCGUUGAGCUUCAGUUCCACCCUGCGUGCUAUCGACGACGAAGCGUUUGGAAAUCGUUUGGAAUCGAAUUUCGCUUCGUUCGUCUCGUUCCUCCUUCCAUCGAUUUCCAUUCUGAAAAUGGUCCAACGCGUGGAGAAGUUUGCUGCCCUCGAAUGCGGCUCGGGAACACGGUUUGCUUCGACAGGGAGUUUCUAUCAGUUUCUCUGUUAUCUUACCGAUAAAGUAGAUAUCUUCUUGAACCGUACAUUCCAUUCAGAUGAAUUUCUUUUCUACGUGGCGACUCGCGUGAAAUUUUCUUGAAACCAAAGGUCGACGCAUCGAAUUAUCAACAGGCGUUUGUAUUAUAUUUUUUUGUUCUUGUAAAUAUUUCCAACGAAUAAUCUGUUCGAAAAUUAUUAUCGCUUGCAAAUAAUCUGUUCGAAGACUAUCAUACAGAGUGAGCUGAAGUCUUCUUCUUACCUAUUUUCUUUUUUAACGAAACAUCCAGAUAUAAGAAAAAAACUAAUUUUAUUGAUAUUAAAUUAA